AUGUCUGCCUCGUUGCUCUACCUCCUCGUGCCAGUCGGUGUCGGUGCCAGUCUGUACGUGAUCCGCAAACUGCGAGAAUGGAAAUGGGGCUGGGUGCGCAAUAAUGCGCCACUUCGCGGAAAGGUGUUCAUCAUCACCGGUGCCAACACGGGUCUGGGCUUUGAGACGGCCCAGGCGCUGGCCGCCCGACAAGCCACGGUCAUUAUGGCAUGCCGUAGCAUGGAACGGGCUGGUGAAGCUAUCCGGCGAAUCCGGCAGCACACACAACACGGGGAACUGAUUCCGAUCGAGCUUGAUCUGGCCUCGUUCGAGUCGAUCCGUGGCUUUAGUGAAGCGAUCAAAAGUAGGUUCCCGUCGUUCGAUUGUCUCAUCAAUAAUGCCGGGUUGGCCAUACAGACACCCACGUACACGAAGGAAAACUACGAGGUGCACUACGGGGUCAACCAUUUGGGCCAUUUCCUGUUGGUAGAUCUGCUGAAGGACAACAUCCGCGCGAAUGCAGCACGCAUCGUGGUGGUUUCGUCCAAGAUGCACGAGCGGGCACGGAUUGACUUCGACAACCUGGGCAAAUGGGUCGAACGUGGUCGAGGUGAUCGGUUCAACAAUUUGUACAACAAUUCGAAGCUGAUGAACUUUUACUUCGCCCGCGAGCUGUACAAGCAGGGCUACAACGUACACGUGUUGUGUCCAGGCUUGUGCCACACGGAUUUCUUCCGGGACUACAAUCCCAAGUGGUAUCACUAUAUUCUGUUCUCGCCGGUUGUGCUGCUGUUCCUGCGUUCCGCUCGUCAGGGAGCACAAAACAUCAUCCACUGCGCGACGGACAACGUUAAUACGGAGGAAAAGAACCCGGUUACCGGUUACUUCGUGACGAACAUCGAGCAAACCAAAUCCAAGGCCAAGUUCGACGAGGAAACCUCGGAACGGCUAUGGCGAGAAAGCGUUAAGGCACUCAACGUCUAGGACGAGGAUUCUUGACUCCGGUAUGCUAAGAUCUUUGGUUGUGGGAAUUUUUUCUGUUCGUUUUUGUCUUCAUCAAUAAUGAUCCGCAGUUGAUGGUAUUUAAUAAACCUUUUCCU
Anopheles nili is the source of this 1079-nucleotide messenger RNA. RefSeq names its product retinol dehydrogenase 12-like. The record is from RefSeq and is a predicted model, not a curated record. Lineage: Eukaryota; Metazoa; Arthropoda; Insecta; Diptera; Culicidae. The transcript is spliced from 2 exons. The coding region runs from base 1 to 963 and encodes 320 amino acids.